Anguilla anguilla (European eel) is the source of this 7072-nucleotide messenger RNA. RefSeq names its product TIAM Rac1 associated GEF 2a (gene tiam2a). The coding region runs from base 407 to 5449 and encodes 1680 amino acids. The record is from RefSeq and is a predicted model, not a curated record. Gene Ontology annotation, biological process: activation of GTPase activity; positive regulation of axonogenesis; small GTPase-mediated signal transduction. NCBI's taxonomy places the organism in Eukaryota, Metazoa, Chordata, Actinopteri, Anguilliformes, Anguillidae. The transcript is spliced from 27 exons. Gene Ontology annotation, molecular function: protein binding; guanyl-nucleotide exchange factor activity. Gene Ontology annotation, cellular component: synapse; membrane.
CGACUCCGGCCCCCGCCCCCGUCCCCGCCCCCAAGCCCCAGGCGCCCUCCGUUCCGGAAAAGCCUGCCGACGGCCCGGAGCAGGAGAAGCCGCAGUGUGUCAACGGGGCGGGGUCUAACAGCGCCCCGGCGGCCCCAGAACCGCCCGAGGCCACGCCUGCCGCCGAGGAGCCCCGGAACAAUCUGGAAAAGCACGCCUCCCCUAAGGAUGUAAGCAAUGAACAAAAUGUACCGAAGGAGGAUGCAGAAACGCAGCCUGUGCUAGAGAAAACAGAAACUGAGGGGACAUUAUCAUCACUCAGUAGAUGACUUGGGGAGAGCUGGACUGCUGCUUGAAAGGGGAGAGGUGGAGUUCGCAGGAGGAUGUGGAACUCUAGGUGUUUCACCGAACACAGACACCUGAACUGAUGACAAUGGGUAACUCAGAGAGCCAGUACAGUAUUCAGGGCUCCAGGCGUGCCGGCCUCGUCCUCCCCGGGAAACAAAAACCCUGUUCCCUGAAGUUCCUCCCCAUCAAAGAAGAAGCUCUGUCCCUGCACGGCUGGUGGAGGGGCGGGGCCGGGGGAUCAGCCACCCACCUGCGAGCGGCAGGGAGCGGCUGCCAGUCUCACACUACCCACCCCUAUGACUCCAUCAGCCAUGGAAAUAAGCCCAGCCCCAACGGCAGGCUGCAACCCAAAACGUGCGAGCAAGACGGCGAAGGCGACGGUCUACACCUGCCUCCGGAGAACGGCUACCAUUACUAUGGCAACAGUGAGCUGGCCGACGAAUUGACAGGCCGUGCCCUGAACAGGCGGUGGUCGUCUGGGGGGAGGUUCCCUGGGGAUGGGCGGGGAAGCCCCAAGGUGGUGAUCCGGAAGGACGGGAGCCUCCGGGUGGAGUUCACCAGCAUGGACGACGGCGGAGAGGCGGCGGGCGAGUCGGACGGGCCGGUGCAGCUGCUCCGGUUCUCCCCCGCGGCCGAGUCCGCGGUCGGCCCGCCGGAGGAGAACCUGUGGCUCCGGACCCCCCGCGGCACGCUGUCUCCGCCCUCCGACCCCACCCCCCAGACGAGCAAGGGCAGCUCGGCCAGCUCGGACUGCUCCUGGUACGACUGGUCCUGCGGGAACGAUGCCGACCCCGCCCUCUCGCCCGGCGGGCCUCUGACCCGCCGCGCUGGCGACGCCAAACCGCUUGGCCGGUGCCCGUGCGCCGCCUCGUUCUCGGACCUGUACCGCGACCCCUCCCUGGCCUCCACCUUCCCGGCCGCUAAGGACCUGUCGGUCCGGUACCUGGACCCCCGCCGCACCCCCCACCGCCACUCCUGCGUGUCCGCCCUGGACGUCACCGCUGAGGAGGAGUGCCCGGAGGCCAGGCAGUACGCCUCCUACACGCUGCCCUGCCGGAAGGCCCGGCCGACUGCCGACGCUGCCGCCGCUAAGAAGGAGGACGGCCUGAUAAGACGCAUGCGCCGCUUCAGCGACUGGACAGGAAGCCUGAGCAACAGGAAGAGGAAACUGCAGGACUCCAGGAGAAAGGAGACCAGCGAGUGCUUCGACAGCGGGGUGGACGGGCUGACGGCGGACACCAGCUCGCCCUCCCAGGGCUCCAGCCUGCUGUGGCACCCGGGGGCGGCCCCGCAACCGGCGGCCCUCUGCGAAUCGGCCAACGGCCUCCACGGCAACGACGCGCUGCGCCAGAACAUCUACCAGAACUUCAUGCGCGAGCUGGAGACGGGCCGCGCCGGGGGCGGCGGCGGCGGCGGCGGCGGCGAGCCGCACGAGCCGUCCACCGGCACCGAGGACACCAGCAGCGGCUCGCUGGGCUCCCUGGAGCGGCUGGACCUGCGCUUCGAGAAGGAGCAGGGCGUGGUGCGGAAGGCCGGCUGGCUGUCCUUCAAGCCCCUCCUCACGCUGCACAAGGACGGGAAGCUGGACAUGGUCCCUCGGCGCAAGUGGAAGCAGUACUGGGUAACGCUGAAAGGCUGCACGCUCCUGUUCUACGAGACGUACAGGAAGAGCUCGGCGGAGCAGGACGUGUCCCCGCGCUACGCCCUGCUGGCCGAGGACGGCGUGGUGCAGUCCGUCCCCGAGCACCCCAAGAAGGAGAACGUCUUCUGCCUCAGCAACUCCUACGGGGACGUCUACCUGUUCCAGGCCACCAAUCAGACGGAUCUGGAGAACUGGGUGACAGCGAUCCACUCGGCCAGUGCCUCCAUGCUGGCCAAGCGGCAGGGCAAGGAGGACACGGUGCGGUUGCUAGGCAGCCAGACGCGAAGCCUGCUGCAGAAGAUCGACAUGGACGGCAAGAUGAAGAAGAUGGCCGAGUUGCAACUGUCCAUCGUCAGCGACCCCAAGAACAGGAAGGCCAUUGAGAGCCAGAUCCAGCAGUGGGAGCAGAACCUGGAGAAGUUUAACAUGGACCUGUUCCGCAUGCGCUGCUACCUGGCCAGCCUGCAGGGCUGCGAGCAGCCCAAUCCCAAGAGCCUCCUGGCCACCGCCAGCCGACCCUCCAAGAUCACCCUGGCCCGCCUGGGAGUCUUCUCCGUGUCCUCCUUCCACGCCCUGAUCUGCUCCCGAAACGAGGCCAGACCCAAGAAGCACUCUCUCUCCUCGCUCGCCCAGCAGCACUCCACCAAGAGGCGGCUCUUCUCCUCGCUCAAAGGCCUGGACGGCCUCGCCAAGAGAGGCCACGAGCCCCGGCCUUCUUCCUCGCAGGUCUUUGAUGGAAGUUGUGAGGGACAGCUAAGCCCUCUUCCUCCCUGCAGCUCGGAGGGACUGGAUGGUUUGGCUAAUCUCUACGCUGCAGCCUUGUGUAAAGGCAGCCACUGGGACAGGUGCCCAGAGACUGCGUGCUGCGUUUAUCUGCCGGACCACAGGGCCGUCUCCGUGCCUGUAACGGGUGACUUAACGGCGACGGACCUGCUGUCCUCGGUCUGUAAGAUGAGGCAGCUGGACGCCCGUCUGCACGGCCUGCGACUGCGCAGGUGCAUGGGACAGAGCGUGGAGGUUGUCACGCUCGCCCCCAGCGAGCUCAUUCAGGACCUGCUGUAUGACAGCUUGGAGGUCUUCCCCCUGGAUGUGUUCGCCCUGCAGCUGUCCAGGCCCAACGACAUCUCAGAUUUUGGGUUUGCUGUGACGGGGCAUGUAGACGGCUGUGGGCACAGCCACAUCUUCGUGAGCGAGACUCUCCCAGAUGGACUGGCUUUCAGUGAAGGGCUGAGGCCGGGGGAUGAGAUCCUGGUGGUGAACGGGAGGACAGUGUCCAUUCUGGAACUGGGACAGAUCCAGCCACUUUUCAGCGGGCAGACCCUGGACCUGACACUGAAACGGGAAGUUCUCUUAGCCCCGCCCAACUCUGAACUCCAGGACCCUGGCCCCCCUGUCCCAUCAACUAGCCAGUCCCAGCUUCCAGAGGACCUCAAGGACGGUCACAACCAGGCCCGGACCUCUGGAGAUGAGUUCGGAGUGGCAGACGGCCACAGUGGCUUCGUAGGAUCUGGUCUGGAGAAUGGUCCACAGCCGCCUUACGGCACCCGCCAGGGCGAACAGAACCACGACGGAAAGAGCAUGGAGACGGUGCGCACGGUGUGCCACGCCUUCCAGGAGGGCUCCGGGGGCCUGACGGAGGGCCCCAAGGACCCCGCCGGGCCAGAAGCCGGCCCGCUGCGCGCCUGCCCCCGACACAUGUCCGCCACCGAGCGUCUGCGCAAGGUCGUCCAGGAGCUGCUGGACACGGAGAAGUCCUAUGUGAAGGACCUGAGCUGCCUGUUUGAGACGUACCUGAAGCCUCUGGAGAACGAGACCUUCCUCUCGAAGGACGAGAUGGAGAGUCUGUUCGGCAGCCUGCCAGAAAUGCUCUUCUUCCAGAGGGUGUUCCUGCAGACUCUGGAGGAGAGGAUCGCCUCGCCCCCGGACCUCAGCACCCUGGAGAGCCCUGUGCAUUUUAAGAAACUUCUCUUCUCCUUGGGCGGCUCCUUCCUCUACUACGCUGACCACUUCAAGCUCUACAGCGGUUUCUGCGCCAACCACAUCAAGGUCCAGAAGGUUCUGGAGAGAGCGAAGACAGACCAGGCCUUCAAGGAGUUCCUGGAUGCCAAGAACCCAACCAAGCAGCACUCGUCCACUCUGGAGUCUUACCUGAUUAAGCCUGUGCAGAGAGUGCUGAAGUACCCGCUGCUCCUGAGAGAGCUGGUGUCUCUAACCGACACAGACAGUGAGGAGCACUACCACCUCACAGAGGCUCUGAAGGCCAUGGAGAAGGUCGCCGGCGACAUCAACGAGAUGCAGAAGAUCUACGAGGACUACGGCGCGGUCUUCGACCAGCUGGUGGCGGAACAGACGGGCGCGGAGAAGGAGGUGGCAGAGAUCUCCAUGGGGGAGUUCCUCAUGCACUCCUCUGUCGCGUGGCUGAACCCCUUCCCCUCGCUGGGCCGCAUGAGGAAGGACCCAGAGCUGACCGUGUUCGUAUUCAAAAGAGCUGUGAUACUAGUGUGUCGAGAGAGCAGCAAACUGAAGAAAAAGAUGACCUCCACUCGCUCCGCGCACCCCCACGGCGACUUGGACCCCUUCAAAUUCCGUUGGAUGAUCCCCCUGUCGGCGCUGCAGGUCCGACUGGGCAACACGGCAGGAACGGAACCAAACUGCAUCUGGGAGCUGAUCCACACUAAAUCCGAGCUGGAGGGACGACCGGAGACCGUGUUCCAGCUCUGCAGCAGCGUCCCGGAGUGCAAGGCCAGGACGGUGAAGGUGAUCCGGUCGACCCUGCGGGAGAACACGCGGCGGAACUCGCGCUGGGACGGCGAGCGCGUCGGCAAGGAGCGGCUCACCCCGCUGCGGAGCGGCAUGCCCACGUCCGCCAGGAUCGGUUCCUCCAGAGCCUCGUGGAGGUGCAGCCAGCCCACCAUCGAGAUCAGCGCCCCACCGGAGGCCGACGAGGGCAGCCAGGGAGCCCGCGCCGACCCCGACCCGGGCGGGAGGCCCCAUUCAGGGCAGGGCCCCGACGGCGAUGACCCCGAGGACCCCGGCGACUGUGGCGAAUUUCGGCCAACCGGUGCCAUGGAGGGGGAUUUUCGGAGACUGCGAUUGGUGGAGGAGGAGGCGGGGCUCCGGGCGCCGCACGUGCUUCCCGAGACCACCGAGCUGGACCCUGACCUGGACCCGGACCCGGACCCGGACACACCCGAGAGGGAGCCCAGGCUGGUGCGCGGUCACUUCUGCCCCGUCAAGAGGAAGGGCAGCGGCGUGCGCCGCAGCCAGGGGGCGCUGCUGAGCAUGAGGGAGCACUCGCGCUCGCUGGACAGCCAGACGGACGCCGCCGCUGCCACCACCGCCACCGCCGCCGUCAUCGACCUCAACGCCCUGCUGGAGAGGGAGUUCAGCGUGCAGAGCCUGGCCUCGGCCGUCAACGAGGACUGCUUCUACGACAUGGCGGACGGCCUGGGGUCCACCGCCGCCAUCCCCACUCUGUAGGGCCCGCGAAGCUCCGCCCCUGUCUGCAAUCCCACAAAGCUCCGCCCCUCUGUGGAUUACUCUUCCGGGCCGGGUCAGAACCAGUGCUGCUCUGGGCUGGAACUGUGUGAGGUGCACCCACCCGUCGUGUGAGGAUUUUGCCCGUUAGCUGAUCCGUGCAUCAUGGUGGUCCGGUGCCUGGGCCUCUGUUGGAAUAGGAGGGACCAUGAAUCUUGCCUUGCUGUAUCUUGUGCCCUAAGCACACGAUUCGCCUGCGUUUUUUGAAAAAUUCGUUUUUUUGUUGUUUUUUUUACUUGGUACUGCCAGGUUUUUUUUUUAAAGAUAUUGUUCUAAAUUAUUUUGUAUUUAUUUAUAGGUUUCUAUUUUUUUAAACUGCAUAGGAGGAAAGCAGCUGUUGGGUUAAGACUUGAAAUCCUUGAGUUUAACCACCCCUCUACACUGACUGGAGAUUGAAUCUGGGGAAAAAAUGCUUAUUAAAAAUGUUUAUUUUGUUAAACUAAAUCAAGUAAAUUGAAAAUGAGGAAAACUGUUUUUAUUAACCAGUCUUAACCAGUAUGCAGCUUUGUUUAGGCAUAAUUAUCCAGAUUUUACAUACCACCUUUCUGGUUGUUAAAGCAACAAUGCCGAAUUAAUUUGUCUAAUGCACGCUGUAUGCAGCUGUGUACAGGGAAUAAAGGUCUUAUUUUGAAAACCGUUUAAAAAAAACUGAUUUCUAUUUUUUCCCAUAUCCAUUUUGAUUCAGUCCCUUACAUAAAUGUUUGAUGUCAUACCGUGUUCAGUGAGUCAUUCUUUCAUAAUCACACAGAAUAAUGUUGAAGGCAGCCAAUUUCCCCAUUGCAUUAUAAACAGGAAAUGUUUAAUCCCAAAUAUACCUUAUUUUUGACAAGUGCUACACAAAUACAAUGUUUCCGGGUACAAUUGUGUACAGAGCAAACUAUCAAAAUAUACUCAUAUUUGUCAAUGGAAUGAUGAAACUAAACUGCUUAAAUUUGGUGAUUAUAAAAUUCUACUGAAGUAUUUGAACCUGCAGACAAUUGUACAACUAGAAGAUUAAUUCAGUCCUCAUAAAUUAAUGAAAAUUUAAAAAAAAUGUGAACUGAACUGUAGGUUUAACAGCAAUAAAAAUACCACGAUAUGAUUUUAUCUAUCAUUUUAUAAUUUAGCAAAAGGUGUGACUUUAUCACUGAUAAAGUUCUAGCAUUUUUGUCUCGCCAUCAAAAAGCAACUUUUUUUCUGUAAUUUUACCUUGAAAUGUGACAAAAGUUGCAUUUUGUCACCCUUUGUGAUUUACAAAUGAGAGUUUUUACAAAAACGUUUCUGUACUGUAUUUUCUCAGAAUGAAUCAUGUUACUUGAAAUGUCUUGCGUUCUUACAUAUACUGUACGUGACACUGAACAGCAAAGUGCAAUGUGCAAUAAAUUAUCGUUGUAUCAGUUAAGGGAUGUUUGUGAACAUCUCCACGUUUAUUUUAGCUGCAUUGUAAAGUGCACAGCCAAAUGGACUCAAUUCCAGCUCGCUGUUCUGUGACCCUGCAAAAAAAUUUGUUAUCAACACUCGCUUAAACAGGCAAUGUGAAUUUGCUUUUUGAAAUACUGUUUUAAUAAUAAAAUGUUGGUACACGUG